AUGAUGAUACCAAGAAAAGUUCGGUUUGUUAUUCCCGAACAGCCAUACAUUGGCAAUACCCCCUCCAUGUUCUCCAUAUAUGGCAGCAAUGUUGACAGAGACAGUCCGGCAGCGGUACGCCUUCCUCUGGACAAAGAUCCCAUCGCCUGGUGGGGUGCAUAUGUACCAUUAGAGUCAUGGACUCCUCCUAAGCUGAGAAAAUCAAAGUUCAAAGGAGUAGUCGGAUUGGCGGACUAUCCACGUUUUAGAAAAUAUAACUUGGAGAAUGAAUUUCCAGCCGGCUAUGAAAACACAGAUGACCCCAUCACAAAAAGAGAUCAAGCAUACAAGCUGUGCUUCAAUGGACACUGGGACGAAAUCAGAAGCAUGCUGUCCGAUAUGUAUCUUCUGGAAAGCAUGCGGACCUCUGACAUUACGGUACACAGGGUCUCACCACCGGGAUUCACUGCCGACAACACCGGAAGAAAUGACCAGGAUCCACAGGACUGUGCAUGGGAUAAUCCUAGUUCGGAGGGGUCGCCGAAGGAUCCAUAUGCCAGCCAAUGGGGCCAUCCUGAGCCCCUUCAGUGA
Messenger RNA from Suillus fuscotomentosus, 570 nucleotides. RefSeq lists its product as uncharacterized. The transcript has 4 exons. The record is from RefSeq and is a predicted model, not a curated record. NCBI's taxonomy places the organism in Eukaryota, Fungi, Basidiomycota, Agaricomycetes, Boletales, Suillaceae. The coding region runs from base 1 to 570 and encodes 189 amino acids.